AGGAAACAUUCACAACAAAUUAUGGAAAAUCAGGCUCAACCAUCCAACAUUAAGCAACAAGCUGUUCACGAGAUUGAGGCUUUCAGCAACAGAGCUUUUGUAGAAAAGGAAGAAGCAAUUACCAGAGGAUUUUUUAUGAAAUGUGACAAAAAAGACCAGCAUAGAAAGUAUAUACCAUUCACUGAUUUCAUCGACUCUGAUCUUCCUCGUAAAUACCGGGACAGUGAUAUUGUAGGCACUGUGAAGGCACUGGGAGAUCUUGUAGUGCGUUUAGAAGUUAUUAAAGGUCAAAUAACAGAAUUAGGUACUGGAAGGGUGAAGUUUUCACAAGUGCACUACCAAAAUUGUCAUUGUGUACUGUGUGAACAGUUACCUUACAUUGAAAAGCCCUUUGGUACAAUUACUAUUGUAACUGGAACACAUGUUGUUGGAAAUAGCAUUGAUGCCCAGAACACAACAUGUCUAUUAGAUUUUAAUAAUGAAAAUGAAAGAUCUUUUUGUGUUAAAUUAAAGGGUUCUCGGGUAAAGGUAUAUUCAGAUGUAACUGAUAGGUGUGAGUUUUACUGUUUCACAUAUGAUAUUGGUUUAUGCAUUAAUCUUCGAGAGAAAGUAUAUAGUUACAAUAAUUUAAAUGCUAAUUUAAAUAGGAAGUAUUCAAGUAAUCCUAACGCAAAUCUAGCUAUAAUUGUUGCCCAUCCUCAUGGAUGGUGCAAACAAGUUUCCAUUGGUCAGUUACUCGAUGUCCAUACUAAACCAUCCUUUAAACCAAAUAUAAAGCUCACUCAGUAUUUGUACAAUACAACUACUUGCUCUGGGAGUAGUGGGGCUCCACUCUUCUUUUUAGGAAGGGAAAAAGUGUGGACUAAUCAUCCACACUGGGGAUAUGACGAAGCUGCUCAGAGUAGUUUUAGUGCUUAUGAAAUAGAGGAUGUUACUUCAAACUUUCUUAGUCUAAUUAAAGCAAUUAAAGAGAGGCCUAAUAACAAAACCUAUGAAUUGAUAAACUGGGGGCAACAAAGACCUUCCAUAAAAUGGGAAGAUGAAAAUUAAGAUGCUGAUUUUAUUUUAAAAGAUUUAUUAACCUCUGGGUUGUUCAUAAAUAUUCUAUCCAGUUUUAAGCAGACUUUUUUUUUACCAUCACAGAAAAUGAUGAUUCUUUCUGAUUCACCCUAUCUAUUCCUUGAAAUGACAAUUUAA
Physella acuta is the source of this 1197-nucleotide messenger RNA. RefSeq lists its product as uncharacterized. The record is from RefSeq and is a predicted model, not a curated record. NCBI's taxonomy places the organism in Eukaryota, Metazoa, Mollusca, Gastropoda, Physidae.